Molecule: messenger RNA, 2633 nt
Organism: Leptonychotes weddellii (Weddell seal)
Lineage: Eukaryota; Metazoa; Chordata; Mammalia; Carnivora; Phocidae
Source: RefSeq, a predicted model, not a curated record
CAAUUUUAUUUCAGAAAAGAUCUAGGUCAUGCUCAAAUGAUGGUUGAUGAGCUCUUUUCACCCCACUCUGAUUUGGAUUCCGACUGUGAACUAGACAGAGCUGUUACCCAAAUCAGUGUAGAUCUGGUGGAUGACUACCCAGCCUCCGACCCACGAUGGGCUGAGUCUGUCCCUGAGGAAGCACCUGGGUUUAGCAAUACAUCACUGAUUAUUCUUCACCAGCUAGAAGACAAGAUGAAAGCCCAUUCUUUCCUUAUGGACUUUAUUCACCAAGUUGGCUUAUUUGGACGUCUUGGCACUUUUGCAGUAAGAGGGAUGCCCAUGGCAACUCGACUGUUGCUCUGUGAGCAUGCAGAAAAGUUAUCAGCCGCCAUUGUUCUCAAGAACUACCACUCCAGGCUCUCGGACCUGCUGAACACAGCAAUAAUGAUUGCUUUAAACAAGAGGGACUGUGAAAUCCCAUCCAACCUGACUCCAGCAGAUGUCUUUUUUAGAGAAGUGUCCCAGGUAGACACCGUCUGUGAGUGCUUACUAGAGCAUGAGGAGCAGGUCUUAAAGGAUACAUCAUUGGAAUCUGUUGAAUGGGCUGAGGUGGUCAUCAAUGUGAACAGUAUUCUCAAGGACAUGCUACAAGCUGCUAGUCAUUAUCGACAAAAUAGAAACUCCUUAUAUAGAAGAGAAGAACCACUAGAACAGGAACCUGAAUAUAUUCCUUGGACAGCAACAAGUGGUCCUUCAGGCAUCCGAACAGUAAUAGAACGCCAGCAUGGAAUUGUCCUGAAAGUGGUUUAUCCUCAAGCAGACAGCAACCUCCGAAACAUUCUGACAGAGCAGCUGGUAGCACUGAUUGAUUGCUUCCUGGAUGGUUAUGUUUCCCAGCUGAAGUCUCUGGACCGAUCUGGUGAUCAAGAAAGAUAUAACAGUCUGGAAAUGGAAUACCUACAGAAAAGAUCAGAUCUCUUAUCUCCACUUCUCACACUAGGCCAGUACCCGUGGGCUGCUUCAUUAGCAGAAAAGUACUGUGACUUUGAUAUCUUAGUACAGAUGUGUGAGCAGACUGACAACCAGACCAGACUCCAGCGCUACAUGACCCAAUUUGCCGAUCAGAAUUUUUCAGACUUCCUCUUCCGUUGGUAUCUGGAGAAAGGAAAGCGAGGCAAAUUAUUAUCUCAGCCCAUUUCUCAGCAUGGAGAGUUGGCGAAUUUUUUGCAGGCUCAUGAACAUCUCAGCUGGUUACAUGAAAUUAACAGCCAAGAAUUAGAAAAGGCUCAUGCAACACUUCUGGGUUUGGCAAACGUGGAAACUCAUUACUUUGCAAAGAAAAAAACCCUUCUUGGUUUGAGUAAAUUGGCUGCAUUGGCUUCAGACUUUUCAGAGAAUAUGCUGCAAGAAAAAAUUGAAGGUAAAAGAAAGGAUUUGAACAUCAGUCAUGCUAUCAAUGAACUCUGUGCAUUCCUAUUAUCAUUUAAUAGGGUUCAUUAGACAUAGGACCUGUCUCUCCUUUAAGAGGAGUGAUUUCAGUGUCGUUAGACCCUUACUCAAGUAUGUUUUUUGGGAUUCUGUUUUUUAGAGAAAACUUGUAUGUUAAAUAAGAAUUCCUAAGAAGGAUGUUAUAUGAUUUGAAGAGUGCUCUGAGUACAUCCGUAGUGAUUCAUAUUCUAAGAACAAGAAGAACUGCAAAGAAAUCUUGACCUUUACUCAGUGGGUUUUAUUGUAGAUAGUGGUAAUUUUGAAGCUACUGGUUUCAGAAUUCAAAACUUUUUGGUGUCAUAAUUGUAUACAACUAUUUUGUUAUAUUGUAGGUUGAGAAAAUGAUUGGCUAUAUUGUUAUUUUUGAGAACCAAGGGGAAGGGAGAUGAAAUUUAGAAGGAAGAUGAGGAAGAACCCUGUACUGCAUUUGAAUUGGAGAUAAUCAGAUGGAAUCAUGAUUGUUUAAAAUUAAAGUAUUUCUUGGCUCUGUUCACUGAAAAGGCCUAAAAUCAGUGACACCCCAGUAGCAUGAGUAUACCUAGUCCUAUACGUUGGCUUCUAACUACUAUUUCUCAGUAAAAGGAAUUGAGGAUUAUUGGAGAAAUGAUCUUGGGAAGUCUUGUUUAGCCAGAAAGCAGGGUUAAUGUAGAAAUGUCAACACAACAGCCUCCACUGGCCAAGUUUGGGGAUAAUUUGAACACCAAAAAGAAUGAUAGUAAAGCAUUUUAUUUCACCGUUUAAAAAACGUUUAAAAACAAAAAAUCCAUAAAUCCACAGUGAUACCCAAAAGGGGAGGGGUCAGUGAAAUGCUUCUUUACAAAAAAAGAAUACCAACUAAUGUAGAAUAGGACUUGGGAAGUCAUCUUGCAACCAUGGUGACUAAUUAGUCAUCAAAGGAUGCUAAAACCAUUGAGUUUAAGGGUUAGGGGAAGAAGAUCGUGUCAUGUUUUCAGAGUAUUAUUACACAGAUCUAAUAGAUACCAUCGUCAGCAGUGAGACAAACUCACAUUACGUGCUUCCUGGAGUGAUGUAAUGUGGCAGUAUAGAAUACCACCUGUGUUACUUUCAUGCUAGAAAUGGUCAACCUGAAUCUAACCACAAGGGAGUGAUUAGAUAUAUCCUGUUUGUGGGGCAUUUUACAAUAUAAUUGGCCCAGACUUCAA